This is a messenger RNA of Plasmopara halstedii, 243 nucleotides long. RefSeq lists its product as uncharacterized. The transcript has 3 exons. Lineage: Eukaryota; Oomycota; Peronosporomycetes; Peronosporales; Peronosporaceae. Bases 1 to 243 code for a protein of 80 amino acids. The record is from RefSeq and is a predicted model, not a curated record.
AUGCCAAGUCGCGAUCAGAAUUCCCUUCUUACCCAACUAUCGCCCCAUGCCCUAACAAAACUUUUUCGGAGCCCUAAAUACGGUGCACGUCAAAAGCUUAUUAAAAUACACCAAGUUUCUCACCGCUUGACCCUUGAUGCGCGCAAAGAACGCGUGUCAGUGGACGCUCCUAAAAAUUCGACAGAUUCAACACGGGAACCCAAUUUUCAAGGCGGUCUCCUGGGGGUGGAUCGUAUAAGGUGA